AUGCUCGAGGCUUCCGCAGCCAAGGGUUGUCAUCUCUGCAAGUUAGUCCUGCGGGCACUCAUGAAGAGCGAGCGACCAGAUGGCGAGCAGCAUUUACCGGAACGCCCAGUCUAUCUGUCCUUUGGUCGAGCAGAUCUUGCAGGGCGGCCUGCCCGGAUUGAUGUGAGAAUUGAGCCCGAGAGUUUGGAGACUGCAGGGAGGCCCAGGGUAGCCGGGAACAUGAAACCCGGAUACUCCAUACGAUCAGAGGGCGCGAAAGAGAAAGUCCUCACGAACCCGGGCCCCAUGUAUCCCGGACAAGACCAAUGGUUCUGGAUUGCUGACUGCAAAGAUGGCUUCGAGUACUAUCAAGGCAAUACAGAGAUUUCUGCGGCUGCUUUCUGGGCCUUAGUGAAUCCCUACUACUCUGCCACAGUUGAGAUCUAUGGACUUCCAGUCGAUGUAACGUCCGUGCUUGAGAAAUGUUCGCCGAUGGAGGAUCUAUCCACUGGUUCUUCUGCUGCUCUGCAUCUGGCUUUGAGCUGGCUCAAGUCAUGCAUGCAUACACACUUCCCAUGCCGUCACUUCGCGCCCAAUUUCCCCAACUUACCAACAAGGGUCAUAGACAUUGGGCCGUCAGACCGCAGUACGCCUCCCAGGCUCCACGUAUCGACAGCGGGUCAAAAAGGCUGGUACCUCACGCUCAGCCACCGCUGGGGAACUUCUAACCAUUGUCGAACAACGAAGAGCCGAGUGCUUGAGUUCGAGCACGCGAUUCCUCAGAACGAACUGUCAAAAACAUUCCUGGACGCCAUGGACAUCACACGGAGGCUGGGAUUUCGCUAUCUGUGGAUUGACUCGUUAUGUAUUAUCCAGGACGACGAGUCGGACUGGCAAACAGAAGCCGCGAAGAUGGGAGAUGUGUAUCGCCAGGGCUUUUUGAACCUUGCCGCUGUCGAUUCAGACGAGCCAGGGUUUUUCAGGGAUCGCGAUGGCGCAUUGAAACGGCCCUGUAAGCUUGACAUCAAAGUCCCGGAUGGGGUUCUUCCUCUGAACAAUGGCGACAUCAUCCACGCUUUGCCGCGCCAGAAGUUGGGGCCUAAGAAGCUUUCCCAGGCGUAUCGCGGACCUCUUGACUCUCGCGGGUGGGUCCUUCAAGAGUACAUGCUCGCCCGCAGAACCCUCAACUUCGGCAAGAAGAUGAUCUACUGGGACUGCCUGACGAUGCUUGCCUCGGAGCCAACGCCAGAUGGGGCGAAAACGGGCGAAAUAGGGAUCAACGACGAUGGUGAUUUUGUCCAACGGUUCAAAGCCGGGAUAAGUGGUGAACUCCGGGGAUUGAAAGAACCGCUGAGUAGAGACAGUCAGGCCUUUUCUCGGAUUUGGUUCUUGGCUGUUGAAGCAUACACACGCCGUAAGCUGACUUUCGAGAAGGACAGAUUGACUGCAAUUGCAGGUUUGGCUAUUGAGUACCAGAAGGUGACAGGUGACGUGUAUCUGGCGGGACUGUGGAAGCGACAUCUUCUUGAUGGGUUGUUGUGGAGUGUUUGGGCACGCGGAUGCCCUACUGUCGGAAACACGGUGGCCCAAAAGGGUGACCAUGGUCCGUACGGAGAGCGCUUUACAAACUUCCAAGCGCCGUCAUGGUCUUGGGCGUCUGUGUCGGGUUACAUCCGAUACAUCGAAAUAUACGAACGGGAUGAUCGAGUCGGACAAACUUUCAUGGCCGAAGUGCUUCAUGCAGACUGCACUCCCUUGGAUCCACGCAUGACCUCGUCCAGUUACAGUGGCCACCUACUCAUACGCGGCCAUCUUUUGAGAGCCGUUACCGAGGCUACGAAUCCUUUCUCAAUCGACUGGGAGGCUCAAAAGAGGAGUGAUUCAGCGGCGACGCUGAUCAACUAUGCUAGGGAAAUGGAAAAAAUCAGUGCCUCACCACUGUCGACCACAAUAAAGCCGAAGGAAGCGAAAGCCGGACCGUCGAGACGAGAGUUUUCAGCCGAAACAGAAUGCGAUGAGCAGGUGGAUCAAGAUGCCCUUAUCUCUAAGUUAGUCGAGACCGAUGGGCAGUCGGACAUUGCGCCAGAGACCAAGGGCAAAACUGCGUUGCGGGAAAUGGAGAAGUUGCCGGAAGUCCAGCCCAUUUCACAAACUGAUAUCGCAUCUCCGGCUCCAUUUCCCCAUGAGCCCGAUUACACGAAGUUGUCAGAGGGAAUGCUGAGGGCCUUUGCUCCCGGCAUCGACAUGGACGAAUUGCAGUCCGCCAUCAGCGUCAAAGCCGACCACAUCACCGUCGACGUGCAGGCAAUACAACGUGCAGGGGAGAGGACAAUCAAUAAGCUAGUAUCAGAGCCUUUCGGCCGAACCGUGACGGUCAUGGACACCAGGCAUGCACUAGCGGCAGUAUGGCCGGUACAUACCCUGCUUGAUCCGCAGAGCCGGAAAAUGAUUGGAUUUUGGUCACCUGACAUCUCUGAUGAGCUUGGAAUUACGGUCGGAAGAAUGCUAGUAUCAUGCCUGGCGAUCUCGCGGCGCAAAAACUUCGUCUGGUGUUUAGGGUUGGUGCCGAAGGGUCAUUCUGAUGAGUGGUCGCGUGCCGGACUGGCAUAUAUCAUCGCUGAAGAAUGGGAUGCGAGAGUGCAUGGAUCAUCAGCGACUGUGAAGAUAGUCUAG
Molecule: messenger RNA, 2652 nt
Organism: Fonsecaea multimorphosa CBS 102226
Lineage: Eukaryota; Fungi; Ascomycota; Eurotiomycetes; Chaetothyriales; Herpotrichiellaceae
Exons: 3
Coding region: 1-2652 (883 amino acids)
Source: RefSeq, a predicted model, not a curated record